AUGCGGUAUCUUGCAUGUUGCUAUUCAGAAAAAAUUGGCAAGCUUAGAGUGGAACAAAUACGCGAUUUCUUGCAGACUCACACAGGGGCAGAAACAGACUCACACAGGGGCAGAAACAGACUCACACAGGGGCAGAAACAGACUCACACAGGGGCAGAAACAGACUCACACAGGGGCAGAAACAGACUCACACAGGGGCAGAAACAGACUCACACAGGGGCAGAAACAGACUCACACAGGGGCAGAAACAGACUCACACAGGGGCAGAAACAGACUCACACAGGGGCAGAAACAGACUCACACAGGGGCAGAAACAGACUCACACAGGGGCAGAAACAGACUCACACAGGGGCAGAAACAGACUCACACAGGGGCAGAAACAGACUCACACAGGGGCAGAAACAGACUCACACAGGGGCAGAAACAGACUCACACAGGGGCAGAAACAGACUCACACAGGGGCAGAAACAGACUCACACAGGGGCAGAAACAGACUCACACAGGGGCAGAAACAGACUCACACAGGGGCAGAAACAGACUCACACAGGGGCAGAAACAGACUCACACAGGGGCAGAAACAGACUCACACAGGGGCAGAAACAGACUCACACAGGGGCAGAAACAGACUCACACAGGGGCAGAAACAGACUCACACAGGGGCAGAAACAGACUCACACAGGGGCAGAAACAGACUCACACAGGGGCAGAAACAGACUCACACAGGGGCAGAAACAGACUCACACAGGGGCAGAAACAGACUCACACAGGGGCAGAAACAGACUCACACAGGGGCAGAAACAGACUCACACAGGGGCAGAAACAGACUCACACAGGGGCAGAAACAGACUCACACAGGGGCAGAAACAGACUCACACAGGGGCAGAAACAGACUCACACAGGGGCAGAAACAGACUCACACAGGGGCAGAAACAGACUCACACAGGGGCAGAAACAGACUCACACAGGGGCAGAAACAGACUCACACAGGGGCAGAAACAGACUCACACAGGGGCAGAAACAGACUCACACAGGGGCAGAAACAGACUCACACAGGGGCAGAAACAGACUCACACAGGGGCAGAAACAGACUCACACAGGGGCAGAAACAGACUCACACAGGGGCAGAAACAGACUCACACAGGGGCAGAAACAGACUCCGAUUCUAAAGAAAGAAUUUAUUCAUUAGCAAUCAGCGCGAAUUCAGACAUUUAUUUUAGAUAA
Molecule: messenger RNA, 1221 nt
Organism: Argiope bruennichi
Lineage: Eukaryota; Metazoa; Arthropoda; Arachnida; Araneae; Araneidae
Product: protein starmaker-like
Exons: 2
Coding region: 1-1221 (406 amino acids)
Source: RefSeq, a predicted model, not a curated record